Exophiala spinifera is the source of this 3186-nucleotide messenger RNA. RefSeq lists its product as uncharacterized. Bases 1 to 3186 code for a protein of 1061 amino acids. The transcript is spliced from 3 exons. Lineage: Eukaryota; Fungi; Ascomycota; Eurotiomycetes; Chaetothyriales; Herpotrichiellaceae. The record is from RefSeq and is a predicted model, not a curated record. Gene Ontology annotation, molecular function: ATP hydrolysis activity; translation elongation factor activity; ATP binding.
AUGACUUCUACUCCUGCCUCCUCCGCAAAGGAGACCAAGCUCUCCCUCCAGACCCUCGACCAGUUGAUGCAGUCUCUGUCGGUCUCAAAGACCCAGGAUGAAAUCAACGCAGCCUCCAACAACCUGGCCACUCUCCUGAACGGCCCCAUUGAGGAGCAAGUUAUGCCCACCAAAGCCGUCGAGACCUUCAAGAAGCAGCUUGGAAACAAGAAAGAUGCUGCAGUCAGAGAGCGAGCCAUCGAUGGCAUUAAGGCCAUUGCUGCUCACUCCACCAUCUCGCCUGCAGUCGAGACAUAUCUGAUCUCCCUCCUUCCUCUGACGCUCGCCGCCGUUGGCGACAAGAUGGUCUCCGUCAAGAACGCUGCGCAGGCCGCAUCCCUCGCGAUUGUUCGAGCCAUCAACCCUAAUGCUGUCAAGGCCGCUCUUCCUCACAUCCGAAAUUCCAUCAUCACGGCUCAAAAAUGGCCCGAGAAGAUGAACGGCCUCGACUGCAUCGAGGCUCUCGUGGAAACGGCCCCCACUCAACUGUCAUUCCUUGUACCGACCCUGAUUCCCAUCGUUUCCGAGUCGAUGUGGGACACCAAGCCUGAAGUUAAGAAGAAGGCAUACGGCACAAUGGAAAAGAUCUGCAAGUUGAUCGAAAACAAGGAUAUCGAAAAGUUCAUUCCCGAACUGAUCAAGUGUAUCGCUAAGCCUGAGAACGUUCCCGAGACCGUUCACUUGCUUGGUGCCACCACUUUCGUUACCGAUGUCCACGAGCCCACCCUGGCCAUCAUGGUUCCUCUGCUUGAGCGAGGUUUGGCCGAGCGAGAGACUGCCAUCAAGCGAAAGGCCGCUGUGAUCGUGGACAACAUGUGUAAAUUGGUCGAGGAUCCUCAAAUUGUGGCUGCUUUCCUGCCCAAGUUGAUGCCUGCUCUGAUCAAGAACUACGAAAACAUGGCCGAUCCUGAGGCUCGUGAGAAGACCAAGCAAGGUCUAGAUACUCUCAAGCGUGUCGGUGCCGUCAAGGAGGAUGGCAGCUUCCCCAAGGUUUCGACCGCUGGUGAGGUUGCCACCGUCGUGGAGGUCCUCAAAUCCAUCCUCGAGCCAAAGCACAAGGACGCCUUGAAAUCUGAGGCCGUCAUCCAGUAUGUUGCCGCUAUUGCUGGUCAACUGAUCGACGAGAAGGUCACGGACGCUCCAGACUGGGUUUCCAAUACUCAAGAAUACCUCAAGACCCUGGUUGGCGAGCAAGACGCACCCGCCGUUGCUGACCAGCUCAGAAAGAAGGCCUCUCCAGGUAUCGAAGAGGAGGCCGAGGCCGAGCCUGACGAGGAAGAAGGCGAGGAUCUCUGCAACUGCACAUUCAACUUGGCCUACGGUGCUAAGAUUCUCCUCAACCAGACCCAUCUCCGCCUCAAGCGCGGCCAGCGUUAUGGUCUUUUGGGUCCUAACGGUUCUGGAAAGUCUACCCUGAUGCGUGCCAUCAACAACGAGCAGGUCGAGGGUUUCCCCAAGAAGAGCGAGGUCAAGACCGUUUUCGUGGAGCACGAUCUUGAUGCCGCCGAUACUGAACUCACCGUCAUCGGCUGGACCAUGAUGAAGCUGAAGCAGGUCAAUAUUGACAAGCCCCAGGCAGAUAUCGAGGCGAAGCUUGAGGAAUUCGGCUUCCUCAAGUCUCAAUUCGAGGGGGCAAUCACCUCUCUUUCAGGUGGCUGGAAGAUGAAGUUGGCCCUCGCUCGUGCCGUGUUCGAGGAGCCAGAUAUUCUUCUGCUGGAUGAGCCUACCAACCACUUGGACGUCAAGAACGUUGCCUGGCUCGAGCAAUACCUCAUCAACUCUCCUUGCACAUCCAUCAUCGUCUCGCACGACUCCAAAUUCUUGAACAACGUCAUUCAGCAUGUCAUUCACUACGAGCGCUUCAAGCUCCGAAGAUACCGUGGCAACCUCACCGAGUUCGCCAAGCGAGUCCCUUCAGCUCGCUCCUACUUCGAGCUCGGUGCCUCGGAGAUGGAAUUCAAGUUCCCCGAGCCUGGUUUCCUCGAAGGUGUCAAGACCAAGGCCAAAGCCAUUGUCCGUGUCAACAAGAUGUCCUUCCAAUACCCCGGUACCGACAAGCCCCAAAUCUCCGACAUCACUUUCCAGGUUUCCCUUGGUUCUCGUAUCGCCGUCAUUGGUCCCAACGGUGCCGGCAAGUCUACCCUUGUCAACGUCCUGACCGGUGAAUUGAUCCCUACCACUGGUGAAGUCUACCAGCACGAGAACAUCCGUAUUGCUUACAUCAAGCAACACGCUUUCGCUCAUAUCGAUAACCACUUGGACAAGACCCCAUCGGAGUACAUCCAAUGGCGUUUCCAGACUGGUGAAGAUCGUGAGACCAUGGACCGUGCCAACAAGAUUGUCACCGAAGACGACGAGAAGGCCAUGGACAAGAUCUACAAGAUUGAAGGUACUCAACGACGUGUUAUUGGCAUUCACGCCCGAAGAAAGUUCAAGAACUCGUACGAAUAUGAGUGUUCCUUCGCCCUCGGUGAGAACGUUGGCAUGAAGAACGAGAAGUGGACGCCUAUGAUGACUGCCGACAACGCCUGGAUUCCUCGAUCUGAAAUCCUCGCUUCCCACCAGAAGAUGGUUGCUGAAGUCGAUCAGAAAGAAGCCCUUGCCAGCGGUCAAUUCCGACCUUUGAUCCGUCGCGAAAUCGAACAGCACGGUGCCAACUUCGGUCUCGAUGCCGAACUCAUUUCCCACUCUCGUAUGCGUGGUCUCUCUGGCGGUCAACGUGUCAAGGUCGUGCUCGCUGCUUGCACAUGGCAACGACCUCACUUGAUCGUCCUUGACGAGCCCACCAACUAUCUCGACCGUGACUCCCUCGGCGCCUUGUCCAAGGCUCUCAAGACCUUCGAAGGUGGUGUCGUCAUCAUCUCCCACAACGCCGAAUUCACCGAGAGCUUGACCAACGAAGUGUGGUCUGUCGUCAACGGAAAGAUGACUCCAAGUGGUCACAACUGGGUGACUGGCCAAGGUAGCGGUCCUCGCCUGACUGACAAGGGUGAUGACGAAGAGGACAAGUUCGAUGCUAUGGGCAACAAGAUUGAAGGCAACAAGAAGGCCAAGAAAUUGACUUCAUCGGAGCUGAGAAAGAAGAAGAAGGAGAGGAUGGCCCGACGCAAGCGAGGCGAGGAAGUCUUCUCCGAUGAGGAUGAGUAG